UAUCUUCAGACUUCGAUGCGGCGUAGUAGUACUGUGACCAUUACAUACUAGAGUUAGCUUUCUUCUCAACAGAUCGUUGUGUUACACGCGCCGCCUUGAGAAAAAUGCAGUACGGACCGGAGCAACCGAGAGUCACUCUCUACAUAAUCCUCACCACCGCGUUUCUCUCUCUCUGUUUCCUCCUCUCUCUCUUUUCCUCUUCCCACUCUUCAUCUUCCUACACCGGACGACGCGAAGAUCUACGACCCGACCCGAGACUCUUUCCUUCUUCCUCAUCCAAAAUCGCCGCCGAUACAGCUCCUCCAUCAAUCGCUUACCUAAUCUCUGGAUCUUCCGGUGACUCGCGACGGAUCCUUCGUCUUCUCUACGCUACUUACCAUCCUCGAAAUCGGUAUCUUCUCCAUCUCGAUAGCUUAGCUGCUCAAUCCGAACGAGACGGUCUCGCUGUUGCUGUACAAGAUGUACCGAUCUUUCGAGCUGCAAAGAACGUUGAUGUUAUUGGGAAGCCUGAUUUCGCGUAUCAGAGAGGAUCGUCUCCGAUGGCUUCUACGCUUCAUGGUGCUUCGAUUCUUCUUAGAUUGUCUGGAGCUUGGGAUUGGUUUCUUAAUCUCAAUGUUGAUGAUUACCCUCUCCUUACUCAAGAUGAGCUUCUUCACAUUAUGUCACAUUUGCCUAAGGACUUGAACUUUGUGAACCACACUAGUUACAUUGGCUGGAAAGAGUCAAGGAGGUUGAAGCCAGUUAUUGUUGAUCCAGGGCUCUAUCUUGUGGAGAAAACUGAUAUGUUUUUCGCUUCACAGAAACGGGAGUUGCCUAAGGCUUUCAAGUUAUUCUCAGGUCCAUCUUUCUCCAUCUUAAGCCGUAAUUUUAUAGAGCAUUGUGUCUUGGGCACUGACAACUUCCCUCGGACUCUACUCAUGUACUUGUCUAACACACCUGAUUCCCUCUCCAACUACUUCCCAACUAUUCUCUGCAACUCAAAUCUCUUCAAGAAGACCAUCAUCAACAACAACUUACUUUAUGUAGCUUCUAACGAGACUGUUAAAGAAAGAUACCACCGGCUUGAUCAUAAAGAGUUCACAGAAAUGGUUGAAACCGGAGCAGCCUUUGCAAGUGGAUUCAGGUCCGAUGACCCUGUCCUUGAUCGCAUCGAUCAUGAACUUCUGGGACGCAAACACGGUGAAGUUGUGCCUGGUGGUUGGUGUUUAGGAGAUUCUGGUAAAAACAGCAGCUCAUGUUCCGUCUGGGGUGACUCGGGCAUUCUAAGGCCUGGUUCUGGUUCCGAUAGGCUUGAGAGACGAAUUGUUAAGUUAUUGUCAAACGAUUGGUUCAGAUCGCACCAAUGCAUAUCCGAAUAAAUCCUCAACGCACAUUCGAGAGAGUAUACAUAGUUGUUUUAGACGCGAAGAAGAUAACGGGGUAGUGUACUGUGUACGCUUGUGUAUCUGUAAAGAGUUCGAGUGUUCGACUUCCACAUUGUAAUAUGUGAGUUUGAGAUAGGUGAUUCAUUGUUGUAACAUCUCGAAGCAUUUUUUAUUCUACCUUCGUUUGUAUUGUCAGAAAUGUAACGACUGACUGGUUUCAUUGGAUUUAUUUGGUUGAGUCUUCUUAACCGGUAUAAAUUUUGGCAAUCAUCUUGUAAUA
Molecule: messenger RNA, 1644 nt
Organism: Camelina sativa (false flax)
Lineage: Eukaryota; Viridiplantae; Streptophyta; Magnoliopsida; Brassicales; Brassicaceae
Source: RefSeq, a predicted model, not a curated record